Messenger RNA from Gossypium raimondii (Peruvian cotton), 1075 nucleotides. RefSeq lists its product as uncharacterized. The transcript is spliced from 2 exons. The record is from RefSeq and is a predicted model, not a curated record. NCBI's taxonomy places the organism in Eukaryota, Viridiplantae, Streptophyta, Magnoliopsida, Malvales, Malvaceae. Bases 112 to 720 code for a protein of 202 amino acids.
AAAUUGGAAAAUCAGGAAGUGACGGAUCACUCAGGGUGUGGACUCCCCAUUUUCUCUUCAAAAAGAAAAACAAACACUGUUGAAAAUUUAGGGUUUUCGAUUUCAAUCUCAAUGGAUCAAGAACUAGACCCAUAUAUCUGCGGUUGCAUUAUUGAAUUCCUUGUCAGGUACUCACCCGACGAUAUGCAUGUAAAGAAAGUUAUUGAAGCUUUCCCGCCAUUGAAGCCCAGGCCUCAGUUGAAAAAAGCCGUGCUCCUCCGUACCAUGCGAACCGAAGUCUACGCCGGUGACGUUUCCGAGAAAAUACUCGACGCUUUGGAGAAGAUUGGGCGCAUUGACAGCAACCAAGGGCUCCCGAUUCCCGAUUCCAUGAAGGAAGCCUACUGCGCCGUCGCAUUGGAAUGCACCGUCAAGUACUUGCCCGGAGAUACUGACACGUGCGGCGGCAAGUACUUGGAUGCGGUGGAUAGGAUUUGGAGGGGCCGGAUUCAAGAUCUGGAAAGAUCCGAGGCGUCCGAUUUGGUUUUUGAUCAACUUAGAAACCGUCGAUUACAAGUGGAGGCUGCUGCCACCGGGGACGAGGAUGCGGUCCGCUGUUUAAGUGCAAUCAAUACUCGAGGUUAUGCCAUAGUUUGCCUCAGGCGUUAUCUACGCGAAGCGAGUGGGUCAAUGAAGCCGCCGGUCCUUGAACAAGCAUGCUUGAAGCUUGGAAGGGUAUAGUUGGCAUUCCAUAAGAUUCGUAUAUGUUGUUCGUGGGAGCAUUUGGGCACUUUAAUGCGAUUCUUGGCAUUCCAUAAGAUUCGUAUAUGUUGUUGGUGGGAGCAUUUGGGCACUUUAAUGCGAUUCAUUCUGACACUUCGGUGUGAUCCAUUCUGGCAUCUUGGUGGGAUUCAUUCUAUGGAGUGUUAGGGGGAUCGGUGCAUUUAUGCUUGAGCAACACUUCGGUGCUUAUUGAGUGUUAGAGGAUUAAUCCAUGUACUUGUACUUAUGUUUACAUCUUGUUAAUAGGGGCUAAAAGUAAAUAAUGACAUGUAAUUCUGAUUUUGAUAAUGCAAUGUUAUUUUGAUUCUGGUAA